AUGAGCCUAAUUCAGGGAAUUACGAUCAACUACCCAACACUGCAUAGUGGGAAAGUAAAUGCAAUUAAUCAGAAUGUCUCAAGUGAAGCGAUUGAAGAGAUGCCUGCAUACACGAAGUUUCUGAAGGAUAUGGUAAUCAAGAAGAGGGGUACUGGUAAGUUUGCCACGGUGGCUUUAACGCAGAGCUCAAAAUCAAUAAUCCCAUCGAAGAUGAGCGAUCCUGGGAGCUUUACUAUAACUUGCUCCAUUGGAAGACUGUACAUCGGGCAAGCAUUGUGUGACCUUAGAGCUAGCAUCAACUUGAUGUCUCUGUCGAUCUUUAAGCAGCUGAAUGUGGGGCAACUUGGACCCAUGAUCGUGACUCUCCAACUAGUAGAUAGAUCUCUAGUGCAUCCAAAGGGGAAGGUGAAAGACGUGCUGGUUACCAUCGACAAAUUUAUAUUACCAGCCGACUUUAUCAUCUUAGAUUANAUCCAAAGGGGAAGGUGA
This is a messenger RNA of Benincasa hispida (wax gourd), 489 nucleotides long. The record is from RefSeq and is a predicted model, not a curated record. NCBI's taxonomy places the organism in Eukaryota, Viridiplantae, Streptophyta, Magnoliopsida, Cucurbitales, Cucurbitaceae.